Messenger RNA from Pedinophyceae sp. YPF-701, 1815 nucleotides. The record is from the annotation of a GenBank genome assembly. Lineage: Eukaryota; Viridiplantae; Chlorophyta; Pedinophyceae.
AUGGCUACGCCGCUACAGGAGGCGCUCGCGGCCUCUGAGGGCCCCAUUCCGGGUGGAAUCGCCGAGCCCGGCGGCGAGGUGCUGGCCAAAGCGGACUCCGGCAGCGUCGCGGCGAACCUCCCGACCGUCCCCGAGGGCAACAGCGCGCGGCACGACGAGGCCCAGGUCGCUCCGGUCGUGGGGAGCCCCACCACGGGAGGGCUGGGGGUCGCUCCGAGCGGGCGGCCGCAGUCUCCCUCGAACGGGGCGCCGGAUUUCGCGAAGCACGACGCGUCUCUGCACGGAGAAGGCGCCGCGCGGCGGAGGGCCAUUCAGGAGCUGCUGUUCUUCGCCAGCGCGGGCGACGUGAAGCGCUGCCAGAAGCUCCGUGAUAUGUGGAAGCUCGACCUGAAGAGUCCGGACUGCUGCGACUACGACAAGCGCACCCCGCUCCACCUGGCAGCCUCCGAGGGGGCUUGGACGGUCACGCGCUGGCUGCUCGCCGAAGGCGCCGACUACAACGCCCUCGACAGGUUCAAGCGGACGCCGCUGGAGGACGCCGUGCGCGGCGAGUACGUCGAGGUCGCGAAGCUCCUGAUCGAGGCCGGCGGGUGCAUCUUCCAGCGCGGCAAGCUCCUCAGCCUAGCGGACAGCGAGCUCGCCGGCUUGACCAACCUGCAGGCCCUGGGCCUGACGCCGGGCUUCGAGGGGCUCGACCUGGACCCGGAGUGGGAGAUCGAGCCCUCGGAGCUCCACGUGCUCGAAAAGAUCGGCCAGGGGGAGUUCGGGACGGUGUUCAAGGCGAAAUGGAGGGGGUCUUACGUGGCGGUAAAAGUCUUGAACUCGUCGGAUCAGAUCGCGCUGGGCGACUUCCGGACGGAGAUCGGGAUCCUGCGGCGCGUGCACCACCCGAACGCGGUGCAGAUGCUCGGCGCGUGCACGAAGAAGAAGCCGUACAUGCUCGUGACGGAGUUUGUCCCCGGGGGGUCUCUCGCGGACGUGUUCCGCAUGCAGGGCGCGCUCACCGUGCGCCGCGUCGUCGAAAUCGCGCUCGACAUCGCCAGAGGCAUGGCGUACCUGCACGCCAACUCCAAGUCCAUCAUCCACCGCGACCUCAAGCCCAGCAACAUCCUCAUCGGCGGCUCCUACUACAACCGCCCCGACGAGCUGGCCUUUCAUACUGGAAUCAUCAAGAUCGGGGAUUUCGGGCUCUCGAAGUCUCUCCCGGUCUUCGACGUCGAGACCCUGACCGACGCGUACCAGCUCACGGGCGGCACCGGGUCGUACCGCUACAUGGCCCCCGAGGUCUUCAAACACGAGCCAUAUAACAACAAAGUGGAUGUGUAUUCCUUCGGCAUGAUCCUGUACCAGCUGGUCGAGGGCGUCGUGCCGUACUACGGCACCAAGCCCAUCCAGGCCGCGUACGACGCCGCACAGCGGCGCUACCGCCCGCCCUGGCGCGUGAUGCACCUGCUGCCCAAGGGGGCGCAGACGCUCAAGGUGGUGUCGGAGUCGUGCUGGCAUGAGGACCCCGGGAUGCGGCCGACGUUCGAGCAGAUCAUCGACGCGCUCGAGGAGCUCGUGGCGACCAUGGCGGACGACAACCCCUCGUGGUUGUACCAGAAAUACGCCCCCCCUGACUCAGCGAGCAAGAAGUCCAAGGGGUCGGUGCGGAAGAGCGCGGAGGUGGGGUCGGGGAACGCGUCGGCGAACGGGAACGGGAACGGCGCGGGGUCGGGCGGGGGCAAGGGCGAGCAGCCGCCCGUGGUGCUGCCGCGGCCCGGCGGCAGCGCGGCGGGCGGGACGACGACGGGGUGCAAUUGCCGGGUGAUGUGA